GGGAGUCAGAGGGACCCGUGGCCCACUCGGCUCUCUGUAGAUGCACAGCACAUGUAAAAGUUUACAUUUCUCACUACUUUUUUUUUUUUAAUCUGCGUUUUUUUUUUUUUCCUCUCCACUUGAGCAAAUCCAAAAGGAGCCUCCGGCACUCUUCCUGUCUGUGUCACGAUGGGGAUCAAAGCUGCUCUUCCCAAAUAUGAGAUCUAUUUCUACAACACGGUGCUAUGUCUGGCAAUGUUCUGGGCUGCCAGUUGGAUCUUUGAGGUUUCCAGUUCCAGUGAAAACAGAAAGACGUUUAAAACCAGUGUGAAGCCAGGAUGGUACUACUUUGGGAGGAAAAUGGAUACGGCUGAUUUUGAGUGGAUGAUGUGGUUUUCCACCUUCAGAGAGCACAUCCUGUUUGCUCUCUCCGGCCAUGUGCUGUUCGCUAAGAUCUGCUCCAUGCUGGCUCCACAGUACAGGUCCUUGGUGUACCUGGUGUACGGGCUGCUGGCUGUAUGGACCAGUAUGGGCUGGACCUACGUCACCCUCAUCCUGUCCCACUGUAUCCUGCUUUACAGCAUCUCCUUAGUGAAAAUCCGCUGGCUUUGCUUCAUCACUGGUCUUUGCACCCUUGCUACAUUCAAGUGUGAGCCCUUCGUGUCAUGGCAGGCGGGUUUUGUGGAGGGGGACUUUGAGCUGCGUCAUAUUCUCUACUAUGGAGGUUGUGGCUUUACUAUAAUGCGCUGCAUGAGCUUUGCUCUAGAGAACUGUGAGAAGAAAGAUGGAAACUACAACAUCCUGGAGCUGCUCAAGUACAACUUCUACCUCCCCUUCUUCUAUUUCGGGCCCAUCAUGACCUUUGAUAAGUUUCAUGCUCAAGUCAACAAGUCAGACCUGACCAGGAAAGAGUGGGAGAUGUGGAAUAUCCGUACGCAGGGUGCCAUUCACCUGGGAGUCAUCAUUGUAGUGGACGUCCUUUUCCAUUUCAUGUACAUCCUCACCAUCCCCGCUGACAUGAAGCUGCUGAAGCACCUCUCUGACUGGGCUCUAGUGGGCCUAGCUUACUUUAACCUGGUGUAUGACUGGGUAAAAGCAGCUGUUAUGUUCGGGGUCAUCAACACGGUGUCCAGAUUGGAUCAUCUGGACCCUCCCAAGCCACCAAAAUGCAUCACUAUGCUCUAUGUGUUUGCGGAAACCCAUUUUGACAGAGGGAUCAAUGAGUGGCUGUGCAAGUAUGUAUACGAUUACCUGGGUGGAAAACAUGUGAAUGUGGUGGAGGAGCUGGUGGCAACACUGUGCACCUUUGGCGUCACCAUCAUCUGGUUGGGACCCUGCAAGGUGGUGCUAGUCUGGGCUUUGUUAAACUGUUUCGGCCUUAACUUUGAGCUGUGGGCCGCCAAAUUCUUCUCCAUGGAGCCUUUUGCUUCUCUUGAGCUAGCAAUGUCGGAAGCGACGUCCCGCCGGAUCAGAGCCAUCUUUAAUACUUUCAACUUCUGGAGCAUCGUGUUGUACAACAUCCUGGCCUUGAACAGUUUGGACUUCGCCAAGUUGGUCACCAAACGGUUGCUUUUCAAAGGCUUCCCUAUAACCACCAUCAUCGUCAUGUUUGUGACAUACUGCCUGAUUCAAGUGAUCAAGGAGAGAGAGAGGAGGCAGGCCCUCAUCGAUGACCCUGAUCCUCUUCCUCCCGCUCCCCCUUCAAACGCCACCACCAGCCCGCCGGUCACUACAGUUGCACCCGCUGCUGCUGCUGCUGCUGCUGCUGCUGCUCCUCAGCCAGCCGCUGAUGCCAGCAAAGUGAAAGCCGAGUAGAUAUUUGAUGGUGACUGUGAAGGAUGUAUACGGCCAACAAUCAUAUCGCCAGUCCGGAUUUUAAAACAUGAAUUGUAAAUGGAUGUUUUUAAUGUAGAAAACUGAAAUAACUGUAAAUAAGUUAACCAUCAUUUACCUGUGUUUGUACCUGAAAGGGGAAAAAUCCAACUAUGUAAUGUAUAGUUUAAUCUACAGUACACCUGUAUAUUGUCCAGCAGCCACUGAAAAUGAAUAACAGUUCUGUGUUACAACACUUCAGGAAAGUCAAACUAAAUUUCAGUUUUGUCAAACUUUCAUUUAUGCGCAAAAUAAAGUGCAAAGUUUUGUUCAAA
Messenger RNA from Larimichthys crocea (large yellow croaker), 2126 nucleotides. It is a transcript of the gene hhatlb, whose product is annotated as hedgehog acyltransferase like, b. Bases 169 to 1794 code for a protein of 541 amino acids. The record is from RefSeq and is a predicted model, not a curated record. Gene Ontology annotation, molecular function: acyltransferase activity. Gene Ontology annotation, cellular component: endoplasmic reticulum. The transcript is spliced from 12 exons. NCBI's taxonomy places the organism in Eukaryota, Metazoa, Chordata, Actinopteri, Sciaenidae. Gene Ontology annotation, biological process: negative regulation of N-terminal protein palmitoylation.